Anguilla anguilla (European eel) is the source of this 5437-nucleotide messenger RNA. Its product is annotated as inactive N-acetylated-alpha-linked acidic dipeptidase-like protein 2. NCBI's taxonomy places the organism in Eukaryota, Metazoa, Chordata, Actinopteri, Anguilliformes, Anguillidae. The record is from RefSeq and is a predicted model, not a curated record. The coding region runs from base 225 to 2483 and encodes 752 amino acids. The transcript has 16 exons.
AGGGUGCGUCACAGUACGUUAAACACCGAGAAUUUCUGAAGUAGCCUAACUUGAAAAUGAAGAAUGGGACAAAUCGACCGGUUGAAGGUGGUGCCUCCGGACGUGGUCGAUAGUCUUUGGCAGGUUUCGGGCCCUUUCUGUUUGACCCCGGGGUAGAGACAUGGCCUACAGGAAGGUGCACGCUGGCCUGCGGGGGGCGCUGCACUCUCAGGACCUGGAGAGCGAUGAGCUGCAGGCCGCUGUGGAGCUGGAGUGGGACAUGGAGAAGGAGCUGGAGGAGCCCGGGAUGGACAGGUUCCAGCUGGAGGACGGGGAGCAGCACUCCGUGGGGAACUCGUCCCGGGUGGCGGAUUUGGACCUGGAGCCCAUCGAGCCCUCCACGUCCCCCCACGGCCGGUUCGAGCGCCUGCAGGAGGACCCGGACUACGUGUCCCACUUCACCCGCCCCCCCCCCGAAGAGCCCGCUCCGGCCCGGCUGCUCGCUCACCUGCUACGUCCUGCUGGGCGUCGCCCUCUUCGUCCUGGGCCUCCUCAUUGGCCGCUUCGCCCACAGACCCGCCCCCCCGACGCCAGCCCCGCCCCCGGACACCGACCUCUUCCAAAAGAUCGUGCAGGACAUCAGUGCGGAGAAGAUCAGGGCCACAGUGAGGGACUUGAAUGCUCUUUCCCUGGAAGAUGGGGGGUUUUCCCAGGCCAAGUUCCUCCUCCACCACUGGACAGAGCUGGGGCUGACGGACGUUCAGCUGACCAAUUACAGCGUGCUGCUCAGCCAGGCUGGCUCCGCCCCCAGCACCAUCACCGACCGGGCCAGCGGAAAGUGCUUCCUGCCCAACAGGAAGCCGUGUGAUGGCGGGAACCGUAGCCCCGCCUCCGAGGAUCAGCUGUCCUCCUUCGCUGCCUACUCCGCUGUGGGCACCCUGGAGGCCGAGGUGGUCGAUGUGCAGUACGGGACUGUGAAAGACCUGAUCCGAGCCAACACAACGACCAGCGCCACCAAAAGAAUUGCACUGUUGAAACUAGGACAGGCGCCUCUUCUGUACACGCUCUCCCUCCUGACUGAAGCUGGGUUUUUGGGGGUGCUCCCCUAUGUGGACCCCUGUGAUCUCCCUGACAGGCCGGGCUUGUGGGAUCAGUCCUUCGGCAUCAGCCUGAACCCCGGAGGGGACCCCUCCACCCCCGGGUACCCCAGUAUCGCUGGAAGCUUCCGGCAGCACCGGGCCAACCUGACGUCCCUGCUGGUCCAGCCCAUAUCCGCCUCUCUGGCCCAAGAGCUCCUCUCCGCCCCCACCAGGCAGGGGGGGUCCUGUGUUCCUCUCGCCACAGCUCAGACUGCAGAGAGAAAGACCAUUGUUCUCUCCAUUGGAACCCAAGCCGCAUACAGAACAGUCUACAAUGUGAUUGGCUACCUGAAAGGAGCAACCAAUCCAGAUCGGUACGUGCUGGUGGGCGGUCGCCAUGACGGCUGGCGCUCGGCGACGGCGUUGGAGUGGAGCGGUGGCAUCGCCGUUAUGACCCAGAUCAUCGCCUCCCUCACCGCCCACGCCCGGCAAGGCUGGCAGCCGGACCGUACCACUGCAUUCUGCUCCUGGGGGGGGUCCGCUUUCGGCCAAAUCGGCUCCUUCGAGUGGGGGGAGGAGAACGGGGUGGUGCUGCAGAGCAAGGCCGUGGCCUACGUCAGUCUGCACCGUCCCGUCCGAGGCAGGGGACCCCUGCGCCCCACCGCCUCCCCCUCCCUGCUGCAGCUGGCCUCCGACAUCCACAAGAAGCUGUCCCUGAACUGCACGCGGGACGGAGGGGGCGGAGCCUGCUCCGGCGCGAACGUCAGCUCUGUUCAGCCCCCCGGGGAUGUGCGCUUCUUCGCCGACCGCCUGGCCGUCCCCACGCUGGAGUUCGCGCUGGCGGAAACCGCAGCCGGAGAGAAAACAAGCUUUCUGUCCGAGGCCUUUUUACCUGCUAAUUCAUCUGCUGUCGAGAGUCUGGAUCCCACUUUCAAACUCCACGAGAUUGUUGCAAAGAUGACGGCGGGGGCCGUUCUGCGACUCAGCACUGACCCCGUUCUGCCGUUCCUGCCCCUGGACAUCGCCCUGGACGUGCAGAACAAGCUGAGAGGUGACAGGCGGGGCCUAGGUGAGCUGGUGGCUCAGGCAGCUGCACUGCGGGACAGCGCCACCUUCCUGCAGUCGGAGGUGAUGCGUCCCGCUAACGACCCCAAGGAGAGGGACCCCCCGCACCUGCGCAUGCUCAACGACGUGCUCCGCGACCUGGAGAAGAGCUUCAUCGCCCCCGACGCCCCCCCGGGCCUGUACAGGAACCUGCUGUACUGCCUGAACGAGGACGCCGCGGAGUUCUCCAUCCUGAGGGACGUCCGCGAGGACAGACUCAACGCGUCUCUGUCGCGGGUUCUGACCGCCAUAAACGGGGCCCGCGGGCUCGUCAGGAGCGGGCUGGACCUCUUUGAGAACGACCCCAAUCGGACAAACUGACAGGACGGCCCAGCCACUCCGGCGAGGCUGUAUGAGGCGUGCGACCUUCCCACGUCGCCAAAUCACCUUCCCCAAACAGCCCAGCGACCUUCCCGCACCUCUCGAUGACUUUUCCCAAACAGCCCAGCGAACUUCCCGCACCUCCCGAUGGCCUUCCCCAAACAGCCCAGCGACCUUCCCGUGUCUCCCAAUGACCUUUCCCAUAACCCCUGGUGACCUUCCCGCACCUCCCGAUGACCUUCCCCAAACAGCCCAGCGACCUUCCCGCACCUCCCGAUGACCUUUCCCAAACAGCCCAGCGACCUUCCCGCACCUCCCGAUGACCUUUCCCAAACAGCCCAGCGACCUUCCCACACCUCCCGAUGACUUUUCCCAAACAGCCCAGCGACCUUCCCGCACCUCCCGAUGACUUUUCCCAUACCCCCUGGUGACCUUCCCGCACCUCCCGAUGACUUUUCCCAAACGGCCCAGUGAAGACCACUGUCCCCCGCAGCAGAGGAGAGCUCCUGGAGGGGAGGAAGAUGAGCGAUCGCAGACCGGAGAGCAUCACCCGCUGCUGCUGACUGUCUGAGGCGUCGUUUCAGGGUGCGGGACUCAGAGUCCAUUUUCUUUCUUUCUUUUUCUUUAUUUGUUUUUUUAAAUAGACGCGGCCGCUGCGUCUCGCUUUCUUUCGUUGUCACGGAAGCAGCCGAGCGAUGCUCCUUCGCCGUGGCGACUCUCCUCCAAGGGUAAGGACGGCCGCGGCAGAAAGGCCGAAGGUCGCGGCUGGAAAAUAAACGCGCAGCAGCAGAGCGCUACGAGGAGCGUGUGCAGUACUACUGAGUCUACAGAUCAGGGGCCUGGCAGGAUGGAGCCCACUGUCAUUACCCUGAGCGUAGCAUAGCAUAGCAUAACAUGGCAUAGUAUAGCAUAGCGUAGCAUAGCUUAGCAUAGUAUAGUAUAGUAUAGUAUGGCAUUGUAUUGCAUAGCAUAGUGUAUUUUCUGGUCUAGCUUAGCUAGCCUCUGCACUGGAUUGGUCAAUGUGCAACUGUAGGGUACGCUUAGCUGCGUCUGAGUCUGUGCACAGCGCGGAUGACCAGGGUUGUGGGGGCCGGGGGGCUGGGCGGGGCGGUUGUGAGGGCGUUUGCCUUAACGUGUCUGAUAUAACCGAUUUUCACAGGCCAUUGACUGCCAUGCAGAGCAGGUCCUUAACUGGUCUGAUAGGGAAGCGCACUCACACACAAAUCUGUUUCCUGCACAUCUAAUCUGCAUAUUCUAUUAUUCACAUGCAUUCUGGUGGGAUAGAAACACUGCCGCAGAUAGUCUUUGAGCAAACUGUCUCUAAUCCACUAAUCCAGUUACUGUAUUAGCUUUGCUGUACAGUGUGAAAUUAACGCAUUUCUCUUUGCAUUGUGGGGUUAUUGGUGCUGUUCCAGAAUUCACAGAACAGUGAGAGGAUUCCAGGAAUCAUCCUUUGUUAUUGAGGGACGAGGUGUUUAACUUGAACUAUUAAAAACUGAUAGAAACGGCCAUUCUGAACACGUUAUUUCAGGGAGAAACUAAUUUACACAAAGCUUUAAAAACGAUGAUCGUGCCUUGAGGAGAAAGUCUGUGCGCUGUAAGCCUGGAAUUGUCCUGGUAAAAGCCUGUUACUGAUGUUUUUUUCUGUGUGAAUUUCCACCAGCAGAAUGAAAGAAAGCUCAAGAUGUUUUUGUGGUUUGAUUGUUGUUACUUAUGUACAGGUCCCCUCAGUUCCCAGUGAUGUGCAUAUUUCUGAAAUUACGAUACCCAGGACGAAUGCUGUAUUUUUUAAUAGCACCUUAAAAAAACGUAAAAUUCGCGGACAGAUCUUUUGUCCCAGUCUGAAGACUCCUCAGGAAGCUCAUUAGAUCUCCGACUGCUCCGCUCUCUCAAAACUGUUUUUCUCCUCCCAUUCUCUCGACUAAUUCGCUGUUUUCAUAGUAUGCUGUUGUAAGCGCUACCUGGCUGAACGUUGAUGAAUUCAUAUGCGACUGCAGCAUCCACGAUUAGCAAUGGAUUUAAAUUAGCUCAAUGACAUUAAGAAAUAUCCUUGAGGUUGAAAUUUUUCAGCAUAUGAAUUGACGUGUGAUUUUUUAAUUUUUUUUUUAAACGUUACCUGUAAUUCUCCUGCUGAGGCUGGGGGUUAAUGCACCUUGCUGCAGGCUGCUGUAGCCGCUGAUUAGUCACAAGUGAGCACGUCUGACUGCAUCUUUUCAGAUAUCGCUAGCAGGCUACACCAAAUAACCCUGAUAUUACUAAUGAACCUACAUCAUUAUGGCAUAUCUUUGCUGUUUUAGCCAGCUGAAAUAUGAAUUUUUUUAUUAGAGGAUGAGUUCACCAGCAGGAGCUUUUAAUGAAGUCAGGUCAACGCUGUGGUGUAAGAAAAAUGUGACAUUUCUCCAGGUUGUCCUGAAACAUCAGUAUGCAGCGAUGUCUGUGUCAUGAGUCAGCGGUGGUAUUCUACAGUACUCUGUUCACAGUGUGAUUGAAGAGGGGAUUACAGAUAUGUGAUGCUACGCUAAUCUCUGUUCCUCUCCCUCCACGUCACCUCUGAUCUCUUUUAUCAGUCCGGCCGACAGUGGCUGGUUUCCACUGCAGCCCGUCAGUACUCAAUUCAUGUUUACUAGUGACAGAAUAUCCUUAUUAAACAAGGAAAUAAAUACUGAAUCAAAAAUACUCAUUCACAGUCUCAAAAUAAAAUGUAAAAUAUAAAAGAUAUUAUUUAUAUUAGGUAAGCUCUAAUGAUUAGACUACUGUAAUACAAUAAGAAAAUAGCAUUUAAAAUGAAAUAUCUAAACGCAUAAAGCAGGUCAAAAAAGGCGUAGCAGACCAAUAAAAUAAUGUGUGGCUCCUCAUUAAUGUCAGUGCUGUCAUUACAUUGCCUUACAUUACAUUACUUCCAGUUAAUAUAGAUAAUAUAGGUCUUAUUGUUUAGUUUAGUACCCCCCCCCCCC